This is a messenger RNA of Corticium candelabrum, 913 nucleotides long. RefSeq lists its product as uncharacterized. The transcript is spliced from 4 exons. NCBI's taxonomy places the organism in Eukaryota, Metazoa, Porifera, Homoscleromorpha, Homosclerophorida, Plakinidae. The record is from RefSeq and is a predicted model, not a curated record. Bases 1 to 438 code for a protein of 145 amino acids.
AUGGAUAUUGCCACACGAAAAGUUGUAGACGUUCAAUUUGUUGACAAGAGAGAGACUGAACUGAAAUCACCUAGGAUGGAGAAACUUGGACUGCAGAGAGCUUUGACAUCUAUACAAAAGAAGAUCAAAGUCAUAGAAUUAGUCACAGAUGCAUCUAUUUCUAUUUCUGCAAUGCUGGAAAGAGAUGAAACUUACAGACACUUAGUGCAUUCUUUGGAUGUUUGGCAUAAAGCCGAAAAAUUAUCAAAGAUACUACCUGAGGCAUCAAAGAAACGAGAACUGGCUGAACUUGGACCCUGGAAAAGAUCCGUAGUAAACCAUUCUUGGUGGAGUUGCCAACAAGCAAAAGGAGAUGUAGAGCGGCUAAAGGUUUACAGCAUCUCACCAGGCCAUAGUUGCAUAGGCUCAAGCAAUACAGUAAAUACAACCAGACUCUGACACAUCUGAUCACACAGGAUGAUGCAACACAUCUGUGUCCUCUGCCCAAGUGAGCAUGCUGACAUACUUAAUAAUGUUACAGUACCUGCAUGUGUUAUCAACAAACGAACACAAUAGAGAUACUUCAAUGUCUUCCUGCAGGUGAAAGUCACUAGCUGAUUUGCUAGCCUGUUCUUCACCGAUAUAUAGACGAGAGUACAUACACACUAUGGAUGGCAGAAAGGCGGUAGAAAGGUGGGCAGGUAGGACAGCAACUGACUCACAAAAGGUAUGCUCAGGAUCCAGUCACCUGUUGAAACUUUCUCUGGCACUUUUGCAGCAGAUGUAUUAAAACAAUAAACUACAGGAAGAUAUGACUCUGCCACAAGUACCAAGAGUCUGUAUUCUUGUGUUUUGCUUGAUGUUGUCUUGUUUUGCAGUCUAUGAUGGGUGCCAGCUGUCAACAAGAAAUAUGUAGAGCGUUUAAAGGCAAAUC